This is a messenger RNA of Chiloscyllium plagiosum (whitespotted bambooshark), 5288 nucleotides long. RefSeq names its product voltage-gated inwardly rectifying potassium channel KCNH7-like. Gene Ontology annotation, cellular component: plasma membrane. NCBI's taxonomy places the organism in Eukaryota, Metazoa, Chordata, Chondrichthyes, Orectolobiformes, Hemiscylliidae. Gene Ontology annotation, molecular function: inward rectifier potassium channel activity. The record is from RefSeq and is a predicted model, not a curated record. Gene Ontology annotation, biological process: regulation of membrane potential; potassium ion transmembrane transport.
UUUGUGGGUGCUCGGUAAUGGCUGUUGUGUGUGCAGGGAUGUGUUUUACUUUUGUGAAACACUUGCGUCAUUUCAAAUUAAAUUGGAGUUGUGUUUCAGUACCUUGGACAGCCAUCAGUGGUUAUCGAGCAGUGAUUGUUUUCACAACUAAUUGUAGUGACUUGGCCAAGUGGGCAUGUUCCGCCCUUCUUGUUGUCUACAGUGCUUUCCUUUUAAUCCCGUGUGCCGUUUCGUGAAUUUGUUUCUAACAUAAAGUGGAAUGGGCAGCGAUCAGUUGAGUACAGACACGCUCGGGUAAUCAGAGCUGCGUGUGGAGCCGAGGGGAGCGUCACCCGGGCUCUCAGAGCUGCUGAUAUCUUCCGUUCAACAGCACCCUGGCGCUUUGAGGAAAGCACAUCCUUCCGAAAUUUGCGAUGCUUUUGUUCCGAGAAGGUGGACCGGGGCAUUGUUCAUUGUCAUUCUCUGCGCGGGUGCUCGGGUCUGCUGGGGGACCCUGAGUUCUGGAUGUUCCCGGAAGGUCUGCUGUUGCCAAGCGGAGAGUGACUGUGUUGUCGAUGAUGCUUUUCUGACAAAGGGACGAUCCGAGAGAGGCAGAGUGGUUGUUAAGAGGAGCAUAUACCGAACGGAUCGCAACGGCUCUUUCAAUCGGGCAAAGCAACCACAUCACAUCAAACAUGCCUGUGCGAAGAGGGCAUGUUGCGCCGCAAAAUACCUUUCUGGGGACCAUUAUACGGAAAUUCGAGGGCCAAAACAGAAAAUUCAUCAUUGCCAAUGCAAGAGUACAGAAUUGUGCAAUUAUCUACUGCAAUGAUGGUUUUUGUGAGAUGACUGGCUUCUCGAGGCCGGAUGUUAUGCAGAAGCCUUGUACCUGUGAUUUCCUGCAUGGUCCAGAAAGCAAGCGACAUGCAAUUGCCCAGAUUGCCCAAGCCUUGCUUGGCUCAGAAGAGAGGAAAGUGGACGUCAUAUUCUAUCGCAAGGAUGGAUCAACAUUUUUGUGCAACACUCAUAUAAUUCCAGUGAAAAAUGAAGAAGGUGUGGUCAUAAUGUUCAUCAUAAACUUUGAAUUUGUGGAUGAGGAGAAAUGCUUACAGUCUCCAGACAGCUUAAAUCACAUGUCGCCAACCAAAGACUCACAUGGCAACCCUAUCUCCAGUGACUCUUUUGCAGGCCGAGGAAGAUUUUUCAGACUAAAGCUGCCUGCAAUAAGACUUCUUGCAUCCAGCAAACAAUCACUUCCCCAAGAGGACCCUGAUGUGGUUGUGGUGGAACCUUCUCAAGUAAGCGAUGAUUCUUUGGCCAUGAAAGACUUGAAAUCCCCCACAAGUGAAAGCUGUGGCCCUUCAGAAUUUGAAGAAACAAAAGCAUUGACAGAACCAGGUAGCUCUCCUCCAUUUGUAAAUUUGCCAGGACCACUGGAUCAUUCUUCACCAAAGCGACACUGGGAUGGAUUGAAUCCAGAUACGUUGCAGUCUACCUCUGGUCUAACAUACAGUCAGUCAAGAGAAAGUGUGUGCAGUAUGAGGAGAGCUUCUUCAGUUCAUGAUAUUGAAGGAUACCAUGUAAACUCUAGGAUUAUAUUUAGGGAUCGACAUGCAAGCGAAGACAACGGACGACAUAUUAAAGGCCCUUUUAAUCAUAUCAAGUCAAGCCUAUUGGGUUCCACAUCAGAUUCUAAUCUCAACAAAUAUAACACAAUUAGCAAGAUUCCUCAAAUCACCCUGAACUUUUCUGAUAUAAAAGCUGAAAAGAAGAGUUCAUCCCCACCUUCAUCAGAGAAGACCAUCAUUGCACCUAAAGUGAAGGAAAGAACGCACAACGUGACAGAAAAAGUAACACAGGUUCUAUCCCUGGGAGCUGACGUUUUACCAGAGUACAAGCUUCAAACUCCUCGCAUCCACAAGCUCACCAUCCUACACUAUAGUCCUUUCAAGGCUGUGUGGGACUGGCUAAUUCUGCUACUAGUAAUUUAUACAGCAAUCUUCACUCCCUAUUCUGCAGCCUUUUUACUUAAUGACAGGGAGGAGCAAAAGAGAAGAGAGUGUGGAUACUCCUGCAGCCCAUUGAAUGUUGUAGAUUUAAUAGUGGAUAUUAUGUUCAUUAUUGAUAUUCUAAUAAACUUCAGAACAACAUAUGUAAAUCAAAAUGAAGAAGUGGUUAGUCAUCCAGCAAAAAUUGCAAUUCACUACUUCAAAGGCUGGUUCCUCAUUGACAUGGUUGCUGCUAUACCUUUUGACCUGCUGAUUUUUGGAUCUGGGUCAGAUGAAACAACAACACUGAUUGGUCUUCUGAAGACAGCUCGCCUGCUGCGUCUGGUGAGGGUUGCCCGUAAAUUAGAUCGAUACUCUGAAUAUGGGGCUGCAGUUCUGAUGCUGCUCAUGUGCAUAUUUGCCUUGAUUGCACACUGGCUGGCUUGCAUUUGGUACGCCAUUGGGAAUGUGGAGCGACCGUACCUGGUACACAAAAUUGGUUGGUUGGAUUCUUUAGGACAGCAAAUAGAAAAACGAUAUAAUAUCAGCGAUGCUAGCUCUGGACCAUCCAUCAAGGACAAAUAUGUGACAGCACUCUACUUCACUUUCAGCAGUUUGACAAGUGUUGGUUUUGGGAAUGUGUCCCCUAACACUAACUCGGAGAAGAUCUUUUCCAUCUGCGUCAUGUUGAUUGGCUCACUAAUGUAUGCCAGUAUCUUUGGUAACGUCUCAGCAAUUAUCCAGAGACUAUAUUCUGGAACAGCAAGAUAUCACAUGCAAAUGCUUCGAGUCAAGGAAUUCAUACGCUUUCAUCAAAUUCCAAAUCCUCUCCGUCAGAGGCUGGAGGAAUACUUCCAACAUGCCUGGACAUAUACAAACGGCAUAGAUAUGAACAUGGUCCUCAAGGGAUUUCCUGAAUGUCUACAGGCAGACAUAUGUCUCCAUCUCAACCAGGCAUUACUUCAGAACUGCAAGGCAUUCAAAGGUGCCAGCAAGGGCUGCCUACGAGCUCUGGCUAUGAAGUUUAAAACCACACAUGCUCCACCCGGUGACACAUUGGUUCACAGUGGGGAUAUUCUCACUGCACUCUACUUCAUCUCUAGGGGUUCCAUAGAAAUCCUAAAGGAAAAUAUUGUAGUAGCAAUUCUUGGGAAAAAUGACAUCUUUGGUGAAAUGAUCCAUCUUUAUGCAAGACCUGGGAAAUCUAAUGCUGAUGUACGAGCGUUGACGUACUGUGAUUUGCACAAGAUCCAGAGGGAAGACCUUUUAGAAGUUUUGGAUAUGUAUCCAGAAUUUUCCGACUACUUCUUAACAAAUCUGGAACUCACAUUCAAUCUACGAGAUGAAGGUUCAAAGGCAGACAUGCUGCUCAGAGCAGAAACAAGUGAUGAUUCAGAUGAGGAGAUUCCCAGACCUCGAAGAAGAAAGCUUUCCUUCAAAAAGCAAAUAAAUGAAGAUGAUGAUGAAAAUGAUUAUGAGUUCCACGAAGCAACUCAAGAUAUCUCACAAGGAGAACAGCAAAAUUAUUGUAAAAAAAGAGAUUCGGAAGAAAAGCACAGUGGACCAUCAUCAUCCUUUUCUACCUCUGUUGAUGAGGAGAAGAAACCAUUAUGUUCUGGAAUAUUGGACUUUCCUUCAGAGAUACAAGAGAGCUGCAGGCUGGGGUUUGCACAAGGAUCAGAAAUACAAAGCAGGAAAGCUGAAAGAAGAAUUAAGGUGUCAGAUGCUAAUGAGAGAAAGUCAGCAGAAUACCCUGAUAUGUCAACGCAGUCAGCCUCCUCUCAUGCAGCCCGUGGUGUCUCAGAGUCUGGAAGCGAUAUAACAUAUGGAGAAGUGGAGCACAGACUAGAUUUACUUCAGGAACACCUCAGCAGGCUGGAAACACAACUGUCUACUGACAUUCACACCGUCUUACAGUUACUGCAACGACAAUCCAUGUCAGGACCACCUGCAUACAGUAUGGUAACAGCCACAAGGGACUAUCAAAGAUCAUCUGCAAGGAUGGCACAGACUGUCCAACCAGUAGCAUCUGUAAGGUCAGAACACAGCUUUCCAACAACACCACAGAGUCCAGAAUUUCCAGAUUUUGAAAAAUCCAAACUGAAAUCCAAAGAGUCUUUGUCAAGUGGGGUUCAUCUCAACACAAUAUCAGAAGAUAAUUUUGCCACAUUUUUGGACCACGAACAAGAACAAAAUUCACAGUCUCAACAGCAGCAGUCACCAUCCUUUCUGUGUCCAGUGCGGCACCCUUCCUUACCGGACUCCUCGCUAAGUACCAUGGGACUGCUGGGCCUUCAUAGGCAUCUGUCAGAUCCUGGUCUUCCAGGCAAAUAGCCAACUAAUAUUCUGCAUUUCUGUAGGUUUGCUGCUUUGAGUGGCUGUUUUCCUAUUUAUGAAUAGCAUCCUCCAUGUAUGACUCAGGGGUCUACAAUGAUACUGUCAUAUGCAAAAGCACUGUAGAUUCAUAUCAGCUCUGAGCUCACAAUGUUAAAGUUCCUCUUUGAUGAUGAUCUGAAAGCUUCAAUAAGAAUACAUUUACAAUGUCGCACUGCCAGUAAUCUAAGGCACCUUAAGUGAUAACAAGCCUGAAAUGCAUGCCAUUACAUUGGUUUCUGUGUUGCAUGAAUUUAGUUUGAACUCAAACUAGAGAUUUCAUGGGGUGGGGUGGGGGGGAGACAGAAUGAUGUCUGUUAAUGUAAGUUUAACAGGCAAAGGCUGCAGUUCUGGUCUGAACUAGAUAUUAUUACUUGAAAUAACAGCUACUGUAAGCACACUGAGCUCAUAGCUCUUUCAAAUCUGUGGGAACUGUACAUUUUGUGCUUAAAAUAGCAUCUGACCAUUCCACUAAACUCAAUUAGUUCAUCUUAUUUCUUUGUUUUCCGACAUUGCUAUUCUAUGAAAGAAUGGGAAAAUAUAAUUGAAUCUUCAUAGUGAAGAAAAAUACAAUUCAAGUUGCAUUAUAGGAGUCUAGUAUAGUAGUGGCCUGAAAGACAGGCAUACAAGUAUGGAAUUCAACUGUCAUUUGUUUUUGAGCAAGACUUGACAUAUUUACUUUUAAAAUCAAGUUAUUGAAGGUCCAUAAAUCUAAAGUGCAAUAAAUAUUUUCGUAUAUCUGAUGCUUGGCUCACAUGGUAACAUAUGUUUGCUUAAGGUUUUAUUUUCUGAAUACUCACAAACAAACUAAUGCUAAAUCAUGAAGAUAGGCAGCUCAGCAGAUAGUUAGUUUAGUCGGUUAUAAAUUUACAUAGUUACACAGCACAGAAACGGACCCUUUAGUCCAACCCAUCCACGCUGACCAGAUAUCCAAAACUGAUCUAGUCC